AUGCAAGACGGCAAGUGCGUGGGUGUCAUUGCUCUUAAUAUGGAAGACCGCACACUCCAUCGUUUCCGCUCGCACAAGACCGUGUUGGCGACGGGUGGUUAUGGGCGAGCGUACUUUAGCUGCACGAGCGCCCACACUUGCUCUGGAGAUGGAAAUGCAAUGGUCGUUCGUGCUGAACUUCCCCUUCAGGAUCUGGAAUUCGUCCAGUUCCAUCCUACUGGUAUUUAUGGUGCUGGGUGCCUCGAAGGUUCUCGAGGUGAAGGAGGGUAUCUCCUGAAAUCUGAGGGUAAACGGUUCAUGGAACGAUAG
Messenger RNA from Laccaria bicolor S238N-H82, 309 nucleotides. RefSeq lists its product as uncharacterized. The transcript has 2 exons. Gene Ontology annotation, biological process: mitochondrial electron transport, succinate to ubiquinone. NCBI's taxonomy places the organism in Eukaryota, Fungi, Basidiomycota, Agaricomycetes, Agaricales, Hydnangiaceae. The record is from RefSeq and is a predicted model, not a curated record. Gene Ontology annotation, molecular function: electron transfer activity; flavin adenine dinucleotide binding; succinate dehydrogenase (quinone) activity. Bases 1 to 309 code for a protein of 102 amino acids.